Symbiodinium sp. CCMP2456 is the source of this 3264-nucleotide messenger RNA. NCBI's taxonomy places the organism in Eukaryota, Dinophyceae, Suessiales, Symbiodiniaceae. The record is from the annotation of a GenBank genome assembly.
AUGCUUGAACACGCUGAUGAUGUUCUUCGGGCAGACAAGCAAGUGGUGCUGGCAACUGUGAGACAGACCGGCAUUGCUCUACAGUGUGCCUCGGAGGAGAUGUGUGCAGACAGAGAGGUCGUCGUGGAGGCGGUCAGGCAAAAUGGAUUGGCAUUGGAGUUUGCGUGCGAGAAGCUCCGGGCUGAUCGAGAGUUGGUCCGGACAGCGUGUUGUCAGGACGGCCUUGCGCUGGCACUGGCUUCCUCAGAUUUGCGAGGCGAUCGCGAGGUGGUUCUGGAAGCUGUCCGCAGGCAAGGGAGGAUGCUGGAGUUCGCAGCUGAAGAGCUGCAGGCAGACCGUGACCUGGUGCUCGCUGCCGUGAGGACCUCCGGCAUGGCGUUGAGCUUCGCAGCGGCGCCGCUGCGUUUUGACCGCGAGAUCGUGCUAAUUGCCGUGGCGCAGAAUGGCAACAUGCUGGAGCAGGCGGCCCUGCCUCUCCGUGGCGACAAGGAGGUCGUCAUGAGCGCCUUGAGAUCUGCCGGCCGCGCCUUGCUUUAUGCUGCCGUCGACCUGAAGGCGGGGGUUGAUGUCCUCCUUCAGCUUCUCGAGUGCCAUGGCUCCGUCCUGAGCUGCUGCACUCUCCACUCCGACGAAGAUGUGCAGAGCCUUGCCAGGCACAACAUCGAGAGAACCCUCGCCGAGGGUGCUGUCGAGCUGCGCGAGGAUGCAGAAGUGCUGAUGGCGAUGGUGAAGCAGCACAGUAACAUUCUUGCGUUUGCGUCGCCGAGCAUGAGGGCACAUAAAGAACUGGUGCUCUGUGCGGUGCGACAAAACGGCCUGGCCUUGAAGAUGGCAGCUGAAGAGCUGCGGAACAACGCGGAAGUCGUCUGCGCAGCGGUCGCGCAGAACGGCUUGGCUUUGGAGUUUGCCAGCGAUGCUCUGCGGGCUGACCGAAAAACGGUGAAGUGCGCACUUCACCAGGAUGGCCAGGCGCUGCAAUAUGCGGCGGAGGUUCUCAGAAGAGAUCAUGAACUGGUCAUGGCUGCUGUCGAGGAGGACUCCGCGAACACGAUAGCCGCAGGUCUUGCAGUUGGUGUGGUCGAUCAGUCGCCGGACAGAUCAGCUUACGAGCUCAUUUGUGUUGCUGUCACAACAUGUGACCGCAAUCCUGAUGGUGACGACGUUGUCGUGGCCGUGCGAGGAGCUGCAAAGCGCUUUGCAGCUCAUGGGCCGGGCACGGCCCUCGUGCCCUUCGCAGAGGUGUCCCGCGCCGCACUGGCACCGGCAGAAGCGUCGCAAAACUGGAGACGUCGCAUUGUUCAUUUCGAGGAGGUGCUAGAGCUUGGAUGCAAAGUUAUAAGUGCGUAUCCCAUCCUGCACAUGUCCCGCUCACAGAGGCACGGAGUUCAGCAUCAGAAGGUGGAGAAGGACGGAGUGCUCAAUCUCUUCAACAGGAAGAAAGCUGAUCCCAAGGAUGUUGUGACCUUUGAGGUGUCCAAGGAUACAGAGGUGUCGGACGAGCAUGCCGAAGAGUUGACACGCCCCAGGAGCAAGUGCCCAUCGAGACCUGAAUCGAACAUGCCUGUAACGGCCAUCGCCGUUGGCAAUGACCACGAUGAGCUUGAGGAAGGCGAAGUGAUCGAUGGCGGCAUGACAGACUCGGCUUGCCCGCCGCGUGGGAGCAUCGCAGCCGAAGCCGAAGGGGAGGCAUGCGACGCAUCCGACUCUGACGGGGAGGUUGUUGAGGCGGUUGAGGAUUCCAGAGACUUGGAGGAAGGUGAGGUUGCCGAAGAGCUCGAAGAGACUGCUUCAGCUCCCCUGGAGCCUGGAGAAGUGGAGGAGGCUGAGGCCGAGGCCGAAGAGAGCGACCAGCCCACGGAACCGGAGGAAAGUGAGGAGGAAGGGAGCCAGAGCGGCGAGGAGGAGGGCAAGGAGGGCAGUACAAAACAGUUGGCGGAGGAAAGUGGGGAGGUCACGGAAACAGAAGCGGCCUCUGUGGCGGAGUCCUCUUCGGACGGUGAGUGCGAAGAGGCUGCCAAAGGCUCAACGCCUUCCAAGAGUGAGCAAGCCAAGGAUCGGGGACUGUGCCCGCCCAACGAGCUGCCGUGUGAGUCACCAGCUUCUCGCCGAAGAUCACCGAAAGCCCGGAAUACAUCACGGCGCCAUGCAAAGCGACCUCGCAGUCCCAGCUCACGGCGUGGAAGUCGUGUGCGUGUGGCUAAUCGCAAGAGGCUACCGAGGCGAUCGGAGUGGGCCGGUACUCGCAUCGAGCUCGGCCUCUCCCCUCGUGGUCGCUCAAGCUCGAGCCGCAGCCGCAGGAGGACAAGGUCUCGAAGGCGCGAUUCCAGGGCUGCAAGACCGAACUUGAGGCAAGGGCAAAGCAAAUGGGACGUGAGGCCAGAUCCCACAAAUCCUGACCAGAAGCCGCUGAAGCGCUUGCUGGAUCCCACCGCAAAUGGAAAGAAGCGCCGGGAACUGUAUGUCGGCAAUCUCCCGCAACACAAGGUGGAUGAGCCCAUGCUGCGACAAGCCUUCAACCGCCUUUUCUUGGAUCUUCCCAGUUUCGUGGAGAGAUACCCAGACAUUGUCGACGUCAUACGUUCCCUCUACUUCCCGCCGAAGGGCGACGGGAUGUUUGCAUUUGUGGAGUUCGUGGACGAUGUCCUCACAACGACUGCUAUGCAGAUGAGUGGCUUCGAGCUUCAGAACAGGUCCAUCAAGAUUGGACGGCCGCAGAGCUACGAACCGCCGCACGAUGGAGAGCUGGCAGGCCUCGAUGUUCAGCCUCUUCGUGAAAAGGGGCUCUUGCCUGCGGCACCUCUCGGAGAAGGGAAAGAGGGCAAGGAAGGGGUCGCGAAUGUCCUUCGUGAAGUCUACUUCGGAAACCUGGCCACUGGGAUGGUGGACGAGGAGGUCAUGCGCGAACUGCUCCAGCCGGCAGCAGUUGAAGUCCCUGAAUUCGACCCAGACUUGGGCCCAGCAAUUGGCAAGGUCACCAUUCCACAUCCUGGGAACUAUUGCUUCGUCUUGUUUCAGAGUGCUGCUGUUGCCACCCGCAUGAUCUCCAUCUUUGACGAGACAGAACUUUUCGGUCGCAAGAUCCGAGUUGGACGUCCGAGCAAGUACGCCGUCACCGUCAACGAAGCUCACGGCCAGCUCUCCUUACCCUUGCCGCCUCCGAGCCCUUCGGUCGCUCCACCGGCUCCGUCGGCUCUCCCGUUGGCUCCACAUUUGCUCAAGGCUGCGAAUGCUGAGCUGGUGGCUGAAUUGGCAUCAGGUCGCUGA